AAGAGACCACAGCUGUCCCUCAUACCCUAGAGUCCAAACUGAGGCUGUUGGAUAUUGAUACAGGUGAGUGAACUCAUCUUUAAUAUUUGAUCUCCUGAGAUUAUAUAAGAUUUACGAUGAUUUCAAUGUUCGGAUGAGACUGCUAGGAUCUUUACGUGUUUUAAUGAAUACAUUCCCGAAGAAGAAAAUCCCAAAACCACGAAGACAUUAAAUUUGAUACAGAUGAAACGUGUUCCGUGAGUGUAGUCUGAAUGGUCUAGAAACCGAUGCAUUAAAUAAAAAAAACGAAAUACAUCUCAUGGACUCUCCGUUUUGAAUCGAUAUUGCAAUAGCGACCGUGGCCUUGUUAUGAACUUAACAGAAGAGAUUUAACAUCGCCUCAUUUCAAAACAUUUAAACGACUAAUGUAGAGCCGCAAAAUGCCGACCCUGGUUCGGCCGGAGAUCAUGUGUUCCCCCCCCCCCCACCCCCGCACUUUUUUCACUUCAGACUUUGCACGUGUAUUUUGACAUAGGUGUAUCCAUGAGCCAAGAUCUUGACAGAUUAAAAUAUAUCUGAGAUAUAUAUCAAUUUUCAACCCUCUAAGAUGUAAGGAAGUUGAUAAAAUGAAUUUAAUUGUUUAAAAUUACUGAUUUCAUGGAGGGCGAACAAAAUUAAAUUUUUAAUAAAAAUUAUAAUAUUUAAGACUUUUCUAUAAGUUGCUAAUUUCCAGAAGAAACUUUGAAAUUGAACUAGAUAUGAACAAGAGAAAUGGCCUUGUUCAAGAGUUUGUUGUUUAGAGAAUUGUAUUAUGAACGUGCUUCUCUGUAAUAUUUAUUUAAUGAAGCAGUACAAAGACGAGUUAAAAGGAAGAAAACCUAAAAAAAAUUGGUAUUUUUCCUUAGACGUUAAUUCAUCCUAAAAUACAAGCACAUACUAACAAAAGCCAAGUCUUUACCCGGUACGCUGUACACUGUACAGGAUAUCAUCUUCGACUCAGUACAAACAACAUUAGCUCAUAAAAUCUGUAGAAAUUGUCAAGAACGCCUUGAUAUAAAUUCUGUCUACAUUGACACAUUUUUCACAGAAAGCAUUUUUAGCAGUUGACUGUUCUGAAAUGAACAAGACAUUUUUCUUGUCAGUUCAUUGUUUCAUUAUUACACGGCAUUUUGUCCAGACCCUCCUGUACAAGUAGCUUGACAUUAGGGCACAGUUGCAUAGCUGUCACCCUGUGACAUAGGUGUCACCAGUUACACUAGAAAGCCUUCAAUAAAUUGGCUGUCCUCAGAUACAUUCAGUGCCCGCGGUACAUUGGUGGCCCCCCGGAAAAUAGGUGUCACCAGGUACACUAAAAGGCCUCCAAUAAAUUGGUUAUCCCCCAGUACACAGGUAGCCAAAUCUGCAAACAAAAGCUCCAUCUUGCCCCCAUAAUGAUAUGCUAAAGUCAUAGAUUGCCCCCAUAAUGAUAUACUAAAGUCAUAGAUUGCCCCCAUAAUGAUAUGCUAAAUUCAUAGAUUGCCCCCAUAAUGAUAUACUAAAGUCAUAGAUUGCAUGAAAAAAAAGGACUCAUUUAGAAUCCUGUGAAAAUGACGAUCGGGGCUUGUGCCCCCUGUGAUCCCACCUUCGUACGGCCCUUCUCCUCUGAAACUCUCAUAACAAGACUUAAACUCAUUCCAGAUCACCCAUGCAUACGCCAGCCAGGGGCGCUGCUCCCCCACCCAGAAAACUGCCACUGGUACAUCAACUGCAGCCUCGCCAACCUUGACGACACCCAGGCGAGAAGCAACGAGGAGCAGGGCGACGACCCGAGCGAGGACACACGCGAGGGCUUUUACCUUCUGCAGCCGUUCAGGGUGCGCCGCGAGGGCGUCUUCGUCUGGGAGUGCCGGUUUCCCCAGCUGUUUGAUGACGUCACGAACGUGUGUCGAGAGUUUAUCAACGUGGAGUGUAAGAACCGCUUUGAGCCGGUCGACCAAUGUGAGUAGAACAGGGAAAACUCUUCAGCGUUACGUUUAUCUAGUGUUUAGGUUAUUUGAUAUUAGGUUUAUUAUUUAGUAUUCGGUUUAUUUAGUGUUUAACACAGAUAUAUCAGAUUCUGUUGGUAAAUAGCUAAACAUCGAAGCAAAAAAAGUUCCCUAGAUGAUAGUUCUCUAGAUAUUAGCUCUCUAGUACCCUACAUACUAUUUCCCUAGAUCUUGCGACCCUAUAUAUAGUUCUGAGUUCCUUAGUUCUUGGUUCCCUGGACUUUAUUUCCCUGGAUCUUUGUAAAUGGAUCAACUGUGUCCCAUAGUGUCAUGUGUUUGGACUCCUUGAUUAAAUAAAAAUUGUUUUAAAAAAAUUUAAAAAAUGCUAGCUUCGACAAGGUGAAUCCUAUCACUACAUAGUGUACCUCAGUGACGUCCUAUGACAUUUGGCCGGUCUAGUUUGUUGACACUAGCUAAACACGUGAGUGUGUCACUAAUUGGUCAACUUCUCCUGUCGACGGUCGCGUGGGUCAAUACAGGAUGGGCAUGUCAGACAGUCACGUGACGAGACAUGGGGGAGGUUUAAAGUAGCUUUCUGCUCGACUCAUAAGGAAAUUAAUCUUACUACUACUAGGGCUUCUCAACCCGUUGGAGUCUUUUUUUUUUUACACAGGGUCCGGGUAUUUUAAGAAAAUAGGUGGUGAUGGUUACAAGUGCACACAAAAUAAAAAAGAAAUGUGGAUAUGUUUUUUUUUUUUUUUUUUUUUUUUUUGGGGGGGGGGGUGGUUUUUGAAGAGGAAGUAGGACGAACCAGAAGAAAAAAUAUAUUUAAAAAGUAUUUAUACGUGAAUAUCAUAAUAUUCUCUUUGUUGGCUCUCUCAUUAUUGUAUAUCAUGUGUACUCUCAUUAGCAGAGCCGUCACAUGGGGCAUCUAACCCCUAUGGUUGUGGGGGCCUCGGAUAGUUAAGGGGACUAUUUUUAUGAUCAGGGGAAAAAUGUUUUAUUUUAUUUCUUUGUUAAAUAAUUUACUGCUGUUGCAAAUUCAGCAAGGACUCACUUGGUGGUUGCUCUGUUCAAACUCUACAUGUUUCUGGCUGUAUGUCCCUAGGGGGCCUAAGCCGUGCCCCCCCCCCCCCCCCCUGAUAGUGCAUCUUAUCCAGAAAGUAUAGCCGAUGGAUAACGGAUUGACACUGUCAAACGUGUAACUAUCCAUGUCAAAGAUGACCCACUUCCCCCACACAAAAUAAAACCAGGUCUGUUCUAAGACGCUGCCAUAAGGGAGACCUGAUGGUCCCAAGUAUUGAUUGCGCUAAAAUGAUUGAGGCUCGAUGAUUGCUUGAUUGCGCUAAAAUGAUUGAGGCUUUCGCUAGCUGCAAAGAGCGCAGCGUUGCUAUUUGAGUGAAUAAUUAAAUACGCUGAAAUGUUUAACUUUUUAUAUUUCUUUUCAAUUUUAAGUAAUUAUGAAAGCGAACGAAAAAAAGGCCCCACUUUGAAAGAAGCGGGCCUGAAACCGAAAAGUGGCAGUGAGGCGGGGCGCCCACACUAACGUGACGGCACUGCUCUUAACACAUCUUAUAAACCUAAUAAACCUAUCGCAUCUUCUGAACCUCAUAAACCUAUCACAUCUUCUAAACCUAAUAAACCUAUCACAUCUUCUGAACCUAAUAAACCUAUCGCAUCUUCUGAACCUAAUAAACCUAUCGCACCUUCUGAACCUAAUAAACCUAUCGCAUCUUCUGGACCUAAUAAACCUAUCGCACCUUCUGAACCUAAUAAACCUAUCUCAUCUUCUAAACCUAAUAAACCUAUCUCAUCUUCUGAACCUAAUAAACCUAUCACAUCUCCUGAACAUAAUAAACCUAUCACAUCUUCUGAACCUAAUAAACCUAUCGCAUCUUCUAAACCUAAUAAACCUAUCGCAUCUUCUAAACCUAAUAAACCUUGCACAGAAGGGAUCUGUUAAUAGAUGUGGAGUAAAUAAAUAUUGCAAUAAAUCUAACUGAAAGUCACGUGUAAUGAGACCAACGGUCACCUGUCAUUAGACCAGCGGUCCACAGACCGAGACACAGCGACCUUUCAAAAAUAAUUUUCACCUUUGUUUCACACAUCUUCACGGUUUCCAUUUCCACAGGUGAAUACUCUGCCCGUCAACAAUGUCAAGGUCAGAGGUGCUUGCCCUGUGAGAAGCGGUUCGGCAAGUGCCGAGGCCGAGAGAAUGGCGUGUACCCCGUCCAUCAAGACAAGUGGACGCCCCUGUUUGUGACCUGUUACCUCCAGAGAAACAUCGCCCUUGAUGAAUGUAUCCCACCAACCCCCAUAUUUUCACCUGAAGCGCUGGACUGCGUCUCUCUGUUCGAGGUAUGACCCAAACGUCUGCUGAUAUUUCUGCUUCUGUCCGCUUCUUUCGUUGAGGAAUCUCUGGGAGGUACACUCGGUAGGGAGGUAUUGUUGGCAGGGAGGUACAGUUGGCAGAGAGGUACAGUUGGCAGGGAGGUACAGUUGGCAGGGAGGAAAAGUAGGCAGGGCGGUAUACUUGGCACUAUUUUAUUGUUUUGUUCUCCCCCUUUUGAUCACUUUAGGGGAAGUCAUUGUAUGAGGAAUAAUAAAUACCAGUUAUCUUUCUUGAAGUUGUCAACAUCUUAUUGAGCAAAGUCUUUCGGGACAUUAAACCACUAAAGUUGCGACUGAUUGAUGAGCAAUAACUUCGAUUUAAAAAAGAAAAGAAAUUAUGAUGCUUCAUUUGUUCCACAAGCCUCGCAAUUCAAACACAUUUUUGUUCCACCAGGUUCCAAAAGUCCACGGUGGUUUCCUGCCGGACUGCAGCAGCCGACCUGACGGCUACUACCCAGACGAGCAAGGUCGCUGUGCCAUCUUCUUCCGCUGUGCUUUAGGGACGUUUCGCGGUUAUGACGAGUGCCCACCUGGCAGUGUAUUUGACCCAGCUGUACCGUCCUGCCAGCCGUUCAGGUAGGGAGGUCUUGUCAGGUCGUUUAAGUUGGUUGAACUAAACAUAGCAAAGUCGCACCCUCUAACGCCACAGCAUAAUGGCUGUGUUGCUUAUGGUUGAAAUGGCUAGAAAGACUUUGCCAUUGUAUGCUUGUACUUAGUUUUUGUCGUGUUGUGUUUGUUUUAAAUGUGGUAAACUAUAGAUUUUUUUUUUUUUUGACUUUGUACCGCGCUUCGAGCCUUUGGGGAUGAAGCGUGUUUUUGAAAUGAACUUUAUUAUUAUUAUUAUCUAAUGCCAAAGUCUCUAAUGUCACAGCAUCUAAUGUCACAGCCCUUCAUGUCACAGCCUCUAAUCUCACAUUCGCUAAUGUCACAGCCUCUAAUCUCCCACUUAUUCCUUCAGCCUUGCCUCCCGGCCUUGUGGAGAAGGUCAAGCUCCUCUUUGUGGCGGUAAGUUGGAUGGCCAUUACGCUGACCCCUACGGACGCUGCACUCAUUACUUUGAAUGUAAGCAAGGCGCCUUCCAACAGUACAACACAUGUGACCUGGGCAUCUUUGACCCCCUGACCCAGAAAUGCGUCCUGUCGGCUGAACUAACUGUGAGACCAUGUGGACUCCAGGUAUGGAACCCGAAAAACUUCUUUGUUUUGAUAACUUCCCUUUUUUCAGGUGUAUAGGUCAAAGUUCACUUUUAAACUAUGCAAAAGAAAAUAUCAACACCCAUGUGUUUGUCAAAAUUACCAUGCAGACUAUGUCAACAUCCUGGUCCAAUACCAAGAAUGGUCCAGCCGAUUUUAUUGCUAGGUUUGGCUUUGAUCAAGAUUAUUUGGAGACCGAAGACUUCUUUGUAGACGUGUUUGGUUAAAUUUCCUCCUAAUCUGUGUGUAGUAGUUUGAGUAUAGUAAUUUGUGAAUAGUAGUUUGUGUAUAAUAAUAUGUCCUAUUUUAAACAAUGUUUUCACGACAUGAUAAUGUGGUCUAGGGCAAACCAUAAGCCUGGGUUUGAGAGUAAAGGAUAUUAAAUAGAAACCGGAUUUCCGGUGACCUUUCUUUGAAUUAUUUGAUAACGUCUGGUUCAUUAGAAUGACACCAUCAGUUUGUCAUCUUUGCUGUCACCUGAUUGAUUAUUUUUUUAAAUAGUCUUGUAAAGUUUGUAAGGCCACACAUCAAAGAUGAGCAUAAAAAUAUCAAAAUACAUACAACUAUAUUCUCAAACGUUGAAGGACAACAUAUUAACUUUACCCUGUAACCUUCACCCUCACAGCCCAGUCCGUGCGAGACGCUGCCCACUGGUGUGUAUCCAGACCAGGCCACAGGAUGCAGUAACUUCAUUGAAUGCCAGAAAGGGGUCAUGCUGACCAACGGAACGUGUGCUCGGGGGACAGUCUUCAGCGCCAUCACAGGUGAGCAAAGCACGACGACAGCCUUCUGUCUUGUAAUGUCUGCAGCUUGAAACAACGCGUCUAUGACCCAAACCGCUCAUUGAAAUAUUAAUAGAGUUGUACAUUCAUGCUUUUUUUCCUUUCAUAUUUAGCUUUAAAUUGUACUUUUUUUUUUUUUUAAAUGAAAAAGUUUAUAACUUGAAAGAAUUGGUUAGAUUAUAAAUUUAAUGGCAAUGUACAUUUUUUUACUGAGCUUUCGUUUUGCUUAAAACUUUGAUCUCUGUUAUUCAAGUUUUUUGAAAUAUUAAUAGAGUUGUACAUUCAUGCUUUUUUUCCUUUCAUAUUUAGCUUUAAAUUGUACUUUUUUUUUUUUUUUAAAUGAAAAAGUUUAUAACUUGAAAGAAUUGGUUAGAUUAUAAAUUUAAUGGCAAUGUACAUUUUUUUACUGAGCUUUCGUUUUGCUUAAAACUUUGAUCUCUGUGAUUCAAGUUUUUAAUGUAUUUGUUCCAGUCCUUAAAAAGAAUAUUUUGAAAACGACUUUUAACAUUUUAAAAUUUAAACAAAAUUUAAAAAAUAAAUAAAUAUACAAGUUAAAAUAAUAGAAGGAUAAUGGACGGUUAUAGUGAAAUUAACCCUAUUUCAUUACCACUCAAAUGAUUAAGAUGUAAAUAACAUUAUGUAACUGAAAGGAUUAAGAUGUAAUUAACAGAUUAUGUUACUGAAAUGAUUACGAUGUAAUUGACAGAUUAUGUAACUUUACUUCAUUAUGAUGAUUCUGUUCCUCGUAGGUCGCUGUGACCUGCCCGAGAACGCCCCACCCCCCUGUGGGUUCUCUGACACGUGCCGGGGUAAGACCGACGGACGGUACCCGGCCCUGACCCGGGGCUGCAGCUUCUUCUACGAGUGCUACCACGGGGAGUUCAUCAGCCUGAGGCGCUGUACGGCCAGCGACGGCGGCUUCUUCUUCAACCCGGCCACGGGGGACUGCGACUACCCUCAGAACAUCUGCCCCCCAUGUGGCUACAAGUGGUGGGGAUGGUGA
Molecule: messenger RNA, 7312 nt
Organism: Lymnaea stagnalis (great pond snail)
Lineage: Eukaryota; Metazoa; Mollusca; Gastropoda; Lymnaeidae
Source: the annotation of a GenBank genome assembly